Monoraphidium neglectum is the source of this 1233-nucleotide messenger RNA. RefSeq lists its product as hypothetical. The record is from RefSeq and is a predicted model, not a curated record. The coding region runs from base 1 to 1233 and encodes 410 amino acids. Gene Ontology annotation, molecular function: protein kinase activity. The transcript is spliced from 9 exons. Gene Ontology annotation, biological process: protein phosphorylation. NCBI's taxonomy places the organism in Eukaryota, Viridiplantae, Chlorophyta, Chlorophyceae, Sphaeropleales, Selenastraceae.
AUGAACCUCAGCCACUCUUCAACCAGCAAGCGGGACUACCCAGAGUGUGUCGUAAAGUUUUGGGACCUGAGGGCCGAUACGCCGCAGAUUCUCCAGCACCUCACCGACAAGUGCCGGGACAUUACGCUCCAGGGCAACCCCUGCAGUAACUGGUGCCAGCAGCGCGCCCUGUACUCUGAGGCGGACUGCAAUUUCAUGUUCCAAUGCCGCUUCGCGGACCCAGUGGCGGAGAUGGUCACGGCGGUGACCGGCAGCCAGGUGACGUCAUCCCUUGAGGUGCUGGACUACUCAGGAUGGGCCGUGCCAGAUUUCGGGUUCCGUGGUUUGGGUGGUCAAGUGCUGCUGGUGGGAGAGGGCAAGGGCAUGACUUACGGAUUUCUGACGUACCUCAACGGCACGUACUUCAUCAAGCGCACGGGGCAUCACCAGUACGCAUUCACCAGAGCCAUCAUGUCCUUUGACAAGGAGCCCACUGUGCUAGAGAUGCUGAUGUGCGCCGGCGGUGCCAGUGGCGGCCAUCAGGCCGGCAGCCGCGAGCAGCCGCACGCCAAGUCGGCCCUGGAGUUCACCAACGAGCGCCUGGGGUUCUACGGGCAGCCAGCUGCUAUCAAGGCCAUAGACGUGUCGAAGCAGGGCCACCUGCUGCCCAAGAUGCAAGCGGAGGUGGCAAUCUAUGAUCGCCUGAGGUCACUGCAGGGUGUGAGCAUACCCAUCUUGUAUGGCUCUGGCUUCUGGAACUACGCGAACACCUACUUUGUGGCCACCUCUGUCAUAUCGGGCCAGCACCCAAGCCGCAGCACGUUUGGCGGGAUCCAAGCCGCAGAGCAGGCGCUGCGGGGCAUCCACGCGUGCGGCGUCCUCCACGGGGACAUCCGGGCGGAGAACGUCUUCGUGGCGGAGGAGGGCGGCCGCUGGAAGGUGUGGCUGAUCGACUUUGAUUACAGCACAGAGUCGCGCGACCCAGGCGCCCAGGCCGCCGAGCUGGCAGAGCUGCAAGCACUGUUCCGGCCCUCUAACGCAGAUACGAGCACCACCAGUGGCCUGGAGCCCGUUGACGUCAUCCUGCUGCUCGCGGCCACCGAGAAUGACGACCCCAAGAUCGAGGAGCUGCUGGCAGCCGGCGCCAACGUCAACGUGAAGGACAACCUCGGACGCCGCCCCCGCGAUCUGGCGACCAAGGACGUCGUCAUCAAGAUGCUGGACGCGGCCGAGGGCAAGCUGGUCCAGGCGUGA